GAAAUCCUUCUUUACUGUCCAUUCCGAAUUAAAUAUCCGGUGUUGGUCUCUUCCGCAGUUGGACUUCGACUAGUUCGAUGAAUUGGCUUGUUCGGCGAUUCGAUAAACAUGGUGAAUAUUUGGCAGACCUGAAAUGACUUCUGAUACAUGGAUAUAACAAAAGACAUGCUCCCCCCCCCCCAUGUUUAAAGCAAUGACCGCAGAACUAUUGACUGGCUGAUUUUAGACUGAGAAGAGGAGAAACAUGGAUACAGACAGAACUAGGGAGGAGUUGUACCCCAUCGACAGGGGGUGGGCCUGGGUUGUUCUCUUUGCCUGCUUCUUUGAACAACUGCUGUUGAUUGGAACUCAUGCAUCUUUCGGAAUCCUCUUCAAUGAGUUCCAGAUGGCCUAUAGUUCCUCAGCGACCAUCAUUUCUUUUUCCCUGUCUGUGCAGACUAUAGUCCUGAGUCUGCUCUCAUUGUUCAUAUUGAGCAUCGGAUCCCGUUAUCUGUCCAACCGUGUGUUUGUGAUGAUGGGAGGAUUGACGUCCUUCGCUGCCUACAUGAUCAAUGCCUUUCUGCCAGACAUAUCCUAUCUGAUCCUGUCACAGGGUAUCCUUUUUGGAUUAACCCAUGCUUUUGCUCAGGGUCCGUCAUUGGUUAUUCUCGGAAAAUACUUCAAAAAAUACAGAGGCCUUGCUACCACUUUGGCCAAUGUUGGAGCAAGCUCAGGAAUUUUUAUUUUUCCUCUGGUUCUGCGGAAGUUGAUUGACAGUUAUGGAUUACAAGGUGCCCUUGUCAUACAUAGUGGGUUGUUGCUGAAUUUCCUGGUGGCUGGAAGUCUUUUAAGACCCCUCUCUUUCUAUGACAAACGAUCUAUGAAACCUGUUGCCAAACAUAAGAGAAAAGAAGAAAGUGAAAAAUUAUUACAAGAUCAGAAACCUGUGAUUGUUUCCGAAAGCCAACCAUCUGGCCAACCAGUUUCUAAUAUUAUUGACGACAGUGACAAAGUCCAAGGAACGAAUCAGAACUGCCAAAAUUCUUUGAAAGAUUUCCUUCAGCUGCACCCCAUGAAUGAUUCUCUUGAGUCUUACACUAGAAACAGAACUUUUUCGGAUAGUCAAAAAGAACGACCGAAAAAUAGAAUAACUAAUGAUCAUCUAAAACCAGAAAUGUCCCAUUCCACAAGGUCUUUAAACAGAGUGCUGGAUCGUGUGGUAAUUAGUGGAGAUCUGGCGGUUGCCUCUAGCAUAGGGGAUAUUUCAGGUUCAGUGUACAGUGUGUCUGGUUCAAAGUCUGAAGUACAUGUUAAACCAGAGGACCAAAACACAAACUCUGUGGAAGAAACUCAGGAGACAAAAGACAGAGUGUUGACUUUUCUGAAAGAACUUAUUGGCUUGAAGUGCCUGAAAAUUCGUAUUUUCCGGAUUUGGUUGGUAGUGGCUUUCUUUGGUAUACUAGGAGCGGCACAGAUAAUUACUUAUAUCCCUCCUCUUGCUGCAGAAAAGGGCGUUGAUAAGAGCCAAAGGGUAUUUCUUUUAACUAUCGUUGGCGCUUCCGAUCUCGCAGGAAAAUUUGUUCUGACAAUCAUUACAUUCUUUAACAUAUUUCCAAAAGACAUCAUGAUAGCUGUUUCUCUGUGGAUGAUAGCUGCGGUUUUUUUCUGUGUUCCCGUUUUCACCGACUUCUCCCAUUUUGUUGUACUGGCUGCAGUACUAGGAUCAUGUACUGGGGUUUAUUUUGCUCUAUUUCCUGCAGUGAUGGCCGACUUGGUCGGUCUUGAGAACUUAUCUGGCGCCAUGGGUCUCACAAUGCUAGCACACGGAUUCUCUCUUACCAUUGGAAAUCCGAUUCUUGGUGCCAUUAAGGAUACUACUGGGUCGUUUGUUGGAUCGUUUCUUUACACCGGCGGGUGUACAUUCGUGAGUGCCCUAGCCAUGACCAUUUGCUAUCUCUACGGAAAAAAAAUGAAACGACAUACUCAAAACCGCCAUGACGUCAUUGAAAUCGUCGCAGACGAACCGUGCCAAGGAUAAACUUUGAUUUGAUGGACAAGAAAAAUGACCUUACAUGUAGCUUGUUUGAUUUUUCGGCGAAGGGAUUUUUUGUUAUUGAUUUUUACAUAUAAUAAGUUUGUACAUUAUUUUUGUUAUUAUACUUUGUAAUCAUACACGUGUAUUGAUGACAGUUUGAAUUCAUUUGAUUACUUUUUCCUUUUCUUUUCUUCAAAAUGUCGAACAUUGUUUUUGCGCAUUUUAAAUUUUUAGACAGUCACAUAAUAUUUUUAGGAACUGACAGAUAUUUGUCAUAGAAUAACAAGCUUAAUCCAUGACCUCAGGCUGACCAUAUAAUUAAUGGUGUCACUUCAGACUUAAACUGUUUAUUUUUCAAAAUUCACAACUUUACAUGAAGGUUAUACAUGUUCAUUAAAAAUAACUUUUUGGAAAAAAUACUCUUGACAUUUUUUAACUCAUCAUAAAUAUUUGAGAAGCAGAAAACACCAAAUCAUUCUGCAAGGCAUUGUGCUUUGUUUACGUUGAAGUUACACAUGUGCUUGAAAGUCAAGCCCGGGUCAUUUUCACCAUCUUACGGAAACAACGCGCAUCAAAUUUUCAAGCAGACUUCUCAUUAUUACAAAACCUGUAUAUUAAAACAUAUAUAUAUAUUACACAUUGUUUUUAUCUCAUGAAAACACCAGCCUCUGCCGCGGGCAGAAACGUCCGACAUUCAGAGGAGAAUUUGGGAUUAUUUGCCUCAGUCAUGUAAUGCCGUGAACCUAAAGGGAAUUAAAACACUGCAUAUGAAGCAUUAUUUUUUUUAUUAAGUUCAAGUCCAUGACAGCAUUGACAGGUGCUUUUUCUCUUCAUGACUCCUAAUAUAAAUGACUUACUUUAAUACCUCUGUUUAAUUUUUUUUACUGGAUAGCAAUCUUUGUGUGCCAUAUGCCUAUAUACAUGUAGUUCUGAAAUGCGCUUUUGCUUGUUAUAAGAAAAAAAACCCAUUUUAAUUGAGUGUCUAACUAAUAAAUUAACAGUGUUUGGUUUUA
This is a messenger RNA of Magallana angulata, 3027 nucleotides long. Its product is annotated as monocarboxylate transporter 13-like. Gene Ontology annotation, molecular function: monocarboxylic acid transmembrane transporter activity. Bases 245 to 2017 code for a protein of 590 amino acids. Lineage: Eukaryota; Metazoa; Mollusca; Bivalvia; Ostreida; Ostreidae. Gene Ontology annotation, biological process: transmembrane transport. The record is from RefSeq and is a predicted model, not a curated record. The transcript has 6 exons.